Molecule: messenger RNA, 3067 nt
Organism: Miniopterus natalensis
Lineage: Eukaryota; Metazoa; Chordata; Mammalia; Chiroptera; Miniopteridae
Source: RefSeq, a predicted model, not a curated record
AGUCGGGGGUGGAGCCGUCGGGUUGUGUGUACUUGAUGUGUGUUGGUUGCGACGCUUUGCUGGAGCACCGAAAGAAGGCAGAAGAGGGGGGCAGUCAGCUAGCGGGUCUGGCCCCCCAGAGCUGUAGGCCAUGGAGCCCAAUAAUAGUACCAGUACAACUGUGGAGGAGCCUGACAGCCUGGAGGUGCUGGUGAAGACCCUGGACUCUCAGACUCGGACCUUUAUUGUGGGGGCCCAGAUGAAUGUGAAGGAAUUUAAGGAGCACAUUGCUGCCUCUGUCAGCAUCCCCUCUGAGAAACAACGGCUCAUCUAUCAGGGACGAGUUCUGCAAGAUGAUAAGAAGCUCCAAGAAUACAAUGUUGGGGGCAAGGUUAUCCACUUGGUGGAACGCGCUCCUCCUCAGACUCAGCUCCCUUCUGGGCCAUCUUCUGGGACAGGGUCUGCCUCAGCCACCCAUGGUGGGGGACCUGCACUUGGUACUCGGGGGCCUGGGGCCUCUGUUCAUGACCGGAAUGCCAACAGCUAUGUCAUGGUUGGAACCUUCAAUCUUCCUAGUGACGGCUCUGCUGUGGAUGUUCACAUCAACAUGGAACAGGCCCCAGUUCAGAGUGAACCCCGAGUACGGCUGGUGAUGGCUCAGCACAUGAUCAGGGAUAUACAGACCUUACUAUCCAGGAUGGAGUGUCGAGGGGGGCCCCAAGCACAGCACUAUCAGCCACCUGCACAGACACCAACUGUGGCCCCGGAGCCAGUAGCCUUGAGCUCUGAGACAUCAGAUCCAGUUGAAAGUGAAGCGCCUCCUCGGGAGCCGAUGGAGGCAGAAGAAGUGGAGGAACGUGCCCCAGCUCAGAGCCCGGAGCUCACCCCUUCUGGCCCAGCCCCAGUGGGUCCAACACCUGCCCCAGAGACAAAUGCACCCAAUCAUCCUUCCCCUGCGGAGUACGUCGAGGUGCUCCAGGAGCUCCAGCGGCUUGAGAGCCGCCUUCAUCCCUUCUUGCAGCGCUACUAUGAGGUUCUGGGUGCCGCUGCUAGCACAGACUACAACAACAAUCAAGAGGGCCGAGAGGAGGACCAGCGCUUGAUCAACCUGGUGGGGGAAAGCCUGCGGCUGCUGGGCAACACCUUUGUGGCGCUGUCUGACUUGCGCUGCAAUCUGGCUUGUGCACCCCCACGACACCUCCAUGUGGUCCGGCCUAUGUCUCACUACACCACUCCCAUGGUGCUCCAGCAGGCAGCCAUUCCCAUCCAGAUCAAUGUGGGGACCACUGUGACCAUGACUGGCAAUGGGACUCGGCCCCCCGCGACUCCCAGUGCAGAGGCAUCUCCCCCUGGUUCUGGGCAGGCCGCGUCCCUGGCUCCCUCUUCUGCGACUGUCGAGUCAACUGAGGGGACGCAUCCCCCAGGGCCUGCCCCCCCCCCGACUGCCAGCCACCCGAGGGUCAUCCGGAUUUCCCACCAGAGCGUGGAACCCGUGGUCAUGAUGCACAUGAACAUUCAAGAUUCUGGCACACAGCCUGGUGGAGUUCCGAGUGCUCCCACUGGCCCCCUAGGAACCCCUGGUCAUGGCCAGACCCUGGGACAGCAGGUGCCAGGCUUCCCAGCAGCUCCGACCCGGGUGGUGAUUGCCCGGCCCACACCUCCACAAGCUCGACCUUCCCAUCCUGGGGGUCCUCCAGUCUCAGGGACUUUGGGUGCUGGCCUGGGUACCAAUGCCUCUUUGGCCCAGAUGGUGAGCGGCCUUGUGGGGCAGCUUCUUAUGCAGCCUGUGCUCGUGGCUCAGGGGACCCCAGGGAGUCCUGGAGGCCUGGGUCCUGAAAGCCUGUCACCAGAGUUUUUCACCUCAGUGGUGCAGGGUGUGCUGAGCUCCCUGCUGGGCUCCCUGGGGGCUCGGGCCGGUAGCAGUGAGAGCAUCGCCGCAUUCAUACAGCGCCUCAGUGGGUCCAGCAACAUCUUUGAGCCUGGGGCUGAUGGGGCUCUUGGAUUCUUUGGGGCCCUGCUCUCUCUUCUGUGCCAGAACUUUUCCAUGGUGGAUGUGGUGAUGCUUCUCCACGGGCAUUUCCAGCCACUGCAACGGCUCCAGCCCCAGCUGCGAUCCUUCUUCCACCAGCACUACCUAGGUGGCCAGGAGCCCACACCUGGUAACAUCCGGAUGGCAACCCACACAUUGAUCACUGGGCUGGAAGAAUAUGUUCGGGAGAGUUUUUCUUUGGUGCAAGUUCAGCCAGGUGUGGACAUCAUCCGGACGAAUCUGGAAUUUCUGCAGGAGCAGUUCAAUAGCAUUGCUGCUCAUGUUCUACACUGCACAGACAGUGGAUUUGGGGCCCGUUUGCUGGAGUUGUGUAACCAGGGCCUGUUUGAAUGCCUGGCUCUGAACCUGCAUUGCUUGGGGGGACAGCAGAUGGAGCUAGCUGCUGUCAUCAAUGGCCGAAUUCGUCGCAUGUCUCGUGGGGUGAAUCCAUCCUUGGUGAGCUGGCUGACCACUAUGAUGGGAUUGAGGCUUCAGGUGGUACUGGAGCACAUGCCUGUAGGCCCAGAUGCCAUCCUCAGAUAUGUUCGCAGGGUUGGUGACCCCCCGCAGCCACUUUCUGAGGAGCCAAUGGAAGUUCAGGGAUCAGAGAGAACUUCCCCUGAGCCUCAGCGGGAGAAUGCUUCCCCAGCCCCUGGAACAACAGCAGAAGAGGCUAUGUCCCGAGGUCCACCUCCUGCCCCUGAAGGGAGCUCCCGAGAUGAACAGGAUGGAGCUUCAGCUGAGACAGAACCUUGGGCAGCUGCAGUCCCCCCAGAGUGGGUCCCUAUUAUCCAGCAGGACAUUCAGAGCCAGCGGAAGGUGAAACCCCAGCCCCCCCUGAGUGAUGCCUACCUCAGUGGUAUGCCUGCCAAGAGACGCAAGCUCCGGGCUGAUAUACAGAAGCGACUGCAGGAAGAUCCCAACUAUAGCCCCCAGCGCUUCCCUAAUGCCCAUCGGGCCUUUGCUGAGGAUCCCUAGCUCUUUGCCUGCCCUCAUCGGGGACCAUUUUCCCCCUCUUCCUUCACAGUAUUUAAGAAAUAAAAGUCAGAUUUUCCUGGC